Molecule: messenger RNA, 2591 nt
Organism: Cornus florida
Lineage: Eukaryota; Viridiplantae; Streptophyta; Magnoliopsida; Cornales; Cornaceae
Product: exocyst complex component EXO70A1-like
Exons: 2
Coding region: 35-1930 (631 amino acids)
Biological process (GO): exocytosis
Cellular component (GO): exocyst
Molecular function (GO): phosphatidylinositol-4,5-bisphosphate binding
Source: RefSeq, a predicted model, not a curated record
UGAAUUGGAACUUAUAGUUGAAGCUUGUCCUAUAAUGGGGACUCCAGAAAAUGUUGAGGUUGCAUAUGAAUCGGCUGUGAAAAUAAUUUUGCAAUGGGAUGCAAGUGCAGCGAGAGGAAAAAUGAUCUUUGACAGAGGAGAUAGCGAAGAGAUAAAUCAGUACCUUCAUGCCGUUGAUGAGAUCCACCGCUGGAUGGAACUGACCACCGUGUCCGAUGAUGACAAGAGCAAGGCCAACAGUGUGAUGGAGAUAGCCAUGGCUCAGCUCGAACAGCAGUUCGUCAACAUGUUGAUUGAGAUAUGCCAUAGUAGUCCAAUGUGUUCAAUUUGUUCUAGUUCAGUAACUGAUAGCAUUAGCUAUGAAUUACUUGAAGAGGAUUAUUUAGACUACGAUAUUCCGCUUUCUGAGAAAGAAAUCAGUGAUCUCCGGAGUUUUGCCGGAAGAAUGAAAUCUGUUCAGCGCGUUAAUGUUUACACUAGAGUAAGGAAGGGUAUACUGGACGUACGUUUUCGACGUCUAGGCGUUAAAAAAUUAAGCUUUGAAGACGUCCGGAGGAUAGAGUGGGACUUGUUGGGGGUGAAGAUCAGACAGUGGAUACGUGCAGCGAGGGUUUGUGUACGAGUUCUCUUUCCGAAAGAGAAACAACUCACUGAACAAAUCUUUGGAGCUCAUGGAACUGAAUUAUGUUUUAUAGAAACAGUUAACGAUGUGGCAAUUCAGGUAUUUGACUUUGUGGAAGCCAUAAGUACUAGUCGUCCUUCGCCGGAGAAGCUGUUCAAAUUCUUAGACCUCCACGAGGCCUUGUCGGAGCUUUUGCCAGAUGUGAACACUCUCUUUCAGUUUAAAACAGGGGAACCUAUUCGAAUCCGAGCUUUUGAGAUACUUUCUCAGCUCGCGGAGGCAAUUAGAGGGAUUCUUGCGCAAUUGGAGAAUGCAGUGUGUCAUGAGCUAUCAACAUUCUUGGAUCCGAGUGGGGAUAUUCACAGCUUGACUAAGUAUGUGAUGAGAUAUACCAUUCAGAUCUCUGAUUACAAGGAGUCGUUAACUUCAUUAAUUGUAUCCAAACCAUCAACAAAUUUGAGAGAUUAUGAUGAUCAGAUGAUUCCUGAUAUGGACUUCACGGCAUUUGAAGGGCGAAGUACUCCAUUGGAGCUCCAUUUAAUUUGGAUCAUUGAGAUUCUAGUUUGCAAAUUGGAAUUCAAGUCCAAACUCUACGAAGAUGACACCUUGGGUCAUUUGUUCAUGAUGAACAAUGUUCAUUACAUUGUUCAGAGCAUCAAAGACUGUCCGGAACUGCGGAUGAUGAUUGGCGAUGAUUACGCAACGAAAUUAAUCGGAAAGGUCCAACAGACACAGAGUAGCUACAGUAGUGCUACCUGGUCGGAGAUUUUGUCAUGUUUGAGAUAUGAGGGAUUAGGUACCGGUAGGAGCUUCUCUUCUGGGGUGUCUAGCACUAGAAGCUUUUUCAGAGAAAAGUUCAAGACCUUCAAUGCCAUCUUUGAGGAGGUUCACAGGACUCAAGCAACGUGGUUGAUACCGGAUAAGCAGCUUCGGGAAGAGCUUCGUAUGUCGAUAUCGGAAGAGUUGAUCCCAGCCUAUAGGUCAUUUCUUCUUCUUUUCAGGAGCCAUGUAGUGAGUGAAAAGCACUCUGAAACCUACAUCAAUUACUCGGCUGAGGACCUUGAGAGUGCGCUCUUGGAAUUUUUCGGCUCCAAGGAAGAAAAUUUGAAGUUGUGGUUUAACAUUGCCUCAAAUUCAGGAAGUGUCCCCAAGACUAAGCACAAGUAUAAGCUAGCAAACAAGAAGAAUGUCAAGAAAUGGUUCAUUUGUAGUGGGUGCAUUUCAAUGCGCGGCCGGCUGAACUUGUUCGGGGGACUGCGGAUUGGGUCAAGUAUGUGUGGAACCAGUUUGGAUGGGACGAAUUAUUAACCCAGAUGUGGCAGGUUGAACAUGCAACGGGUCGCAACGGGUCGGAUCACCGUGUGCCCGAACCAUUAACUCUACUUCUUCUUUUCCUUUUUUGUUUGUCCUUUUUCUUUUUCUUUGGGAAAGCUUUAGGUUUAGGGUAAAUACUAAUACCAUCUUUAUAUCCUAGAAAGUGUAAUAAAAUUUACCAUAAAAUAUUUCUGCAUCCCGAUUUGCAGUGUAAAUUUAAAUUUCAUGUGCUUUUUUUAUUUGUGCGUCCUAGACAAUCUUGUAUGAUGGUUCUAUGAAUGAUGAUAGUGUUAGCUUUGAAGUCGUUGAAGAUGAUUAUUUAGACUACCAGAUAUAUAUAUAUAUAUAUAUAUAUAUAUAUAUACCAAAUUCUGAAAUAUCUGAUCUUUUUAAAAAUAAAAAAUGAAAAAAAAUUAUUUAACAAUUGCAAAUUAAACUUGCAAGUAAAUUAUUGGACUUAGGCUAGACCUAGCCCCAGAUUGGAUGCUAUUGGAUGGUCAACGUCAAAUGUCUGGCAAAAAUCUUUGGAACCCGGCCCUAUGCAAGAAAAGCCCAGUCCAACUAGACUAAUCAACACCCUCAAAAAUAUCUCCGUCAAUCCACAAGCCCAAGCGUUGACCUCGACUGCUUGAUCAUGCCUUAUAGGUUUACAUGC